AUGUCUCGGGGUGUGAUCCAGCCCAGCCAACAAAAACUGGCCGAGAAACUCACCAUCCUCAACGACAGAGGCAUCGGGAUGUUGACCCGUGUCUAUAAUAUCAAGAAGGCAUGUGGGGACCCCAAGGCCAAACCUUCUUACCUUGUGGAUAAAAACCUGGAGUCUGCAGUUAAAUUCAUCGUAAGAAAGUUUCCAGCUGUGGAAACAAGGAACAACAAUCAACAGUUGGCUCAGCUCCAGAAAGAGAAAUCUGAGAUUCUGAAGAACCUGGCUCUCUACUAUUUCACCUUUGUGGAUGUUAUGGAGUUCAAAGACCAUGUCUGCGAGCUUCUCAACACCAUUGAUGCCUGCCAAGUCUUCUUUGAUAUUACUGUGAAUUUUGACCUCACAAAAAACUACCUGGAUCUAGUUGUGACCUACACUACACUGAUGAUCAUUCUCUCUCGGAUUGAGGAGAGGAAAGCCAUCAUUGGACUUUAUAACUAUGCCCACGAGAUGACCCACGGAGCCAGUGACCGAGAAUACCCACGCUUGGGCCAGCUGAUUGUGGACUAUGAAAACCCUUUGAAAAAAAUGAUGGAAGAAUUCGUUCCUCAUGGGAAGUCUCUGUCAGAUGCCCUGAUCAGCCUGCAGAUGGUAUAUCCACGACGGAACCUUUCAGCCGAUCAGUGGAGGAACGCUCAGCUGCUGUCGCUCAUCUCUGCCCCGUCUACCAUGCUGAACCCUGCCCAGUCAGACACGAUGCCUUGUGAAUAUCUGUCAUUGGAUGCAAUGGAGAAGUGGAUUGUUUUUGGGUUUAUCCUGUGCCACACCGUGCUAAACAGCGAUGCGGCUGCACUCUCUCUCUGGAAGCUAGCUCUGCAGAGCUCCACAUGUCUGUGUCUGUUUAGAGAUGAGGUCUUCCACAUCCACAAGGCUGCAGAGGACCUGUUUGUCAACAUCCGAGGCUACAACAAACGAAUCAAUGACAUCAGAGAGUGUAAAGAACAGGCUCUGUCCCAUGCUGGCACCAUGCAUAGAGAGAGGCGCAAGUUCCUCAGGUCUGCCUUGAAGGAGCUGGCAACUGUCCUUGCUGAUCAACCGGGACUCCUUGGGCCUAAGGCCCUUUUUGUAUUCAUGGCCUUGUCUUUUGCUCGUGAUGAGAUCAUAUGGCUACUUCGACAUGCAGACAAUAUCCAGAAGAAAAGCACCGAUGACUUCAUAGAUAAGCACAUUGCGGAGUUGAUUUUCUACAUGGAGGAACUUCGAGCACAUGUUCGAAAAUAUGGUCCUGUUAUGCAGCGGUACUAUGUGCAGUACCUGUCCGGUUUUGAUGCUGUGGUGCUCAAUGAACUGGUGCAGAACCUGUCUGUGUGUCCUGAGGAUGAGUCUAUAAUCAUGUCAUCAUUUGUGAACACAAUGACUUCUCUCAGUGUCAAACAAGUGGAGGAUGGAGAAGUGUUUGACUUCAGAGGCAUGAGACUAGACUGGUUUAGACUACAGGCAUACACAAGUGUCUCUAAAGCUAGCCUUGGUAUUGCUGACCACAAAGAGCUGGGAAAAAUGAUGAACACCAUUAUAUUCCACACCAAAAUGGUGGAUUCGCUUGUGGAGAUGCUGGUGGAGACUUCAGACCUAUCUAUAUUCUGUUUCUACAGUCGUGCUUUUGAGAAGAUGUUCCAGCAGUGUUUAGAGCUGCCUUCUCAAAGCCGCCACUCCAUCUGCUUCCCUCUACUCUGCACACACUUUAUGUCUUGUACCCAUGAGCUUUGUCCUGAGGAGCGCCACCACAUUGGCGACAGAAGUCUCUCUUUGUGUAACAUGUUUCUGGAUGAGAUGGCGAAACAAGCUCGUAAUUUGAUCACUGAUAUCUGCACUGAACAGUGUACGCUCAGCGACCAGCUUCUCCCGAAGCACUGUGCAAAAACAAUCAGCCAAGCAGUCAAUAAAAAGAGUAAGAAGGCCACGGGGAAAAAAGGCGAGCCCGAAAGAGAGAAGCCUGGAGUGGAGAGUAUGAGGAAGAACCGUCUGCUGGUCACAAAUUUGGACAAACUCCACACUGCGCUGUCUGAGCUCUGUUUCUCCAUCAACUAUGUGCCAAACCUGGUGGUGUGGGAGCAUACCUUCACCCCCAGAGAAUACCUGACCUCCCACUUGGAGAUUCGCUUCACUAAGUCUAUAGUGGGAAUGACUAUGUACAACCAAGCCACCCAGGAAAUAGCCAAGCCAAGUGAGCUGCUGACCAGUGUGCGUGCAUAUAUGACCGUGCUCCAGUCCAUUGAAAACUACGUGACCAUCGACAUCACCAGAGUCUUCAACAACGUACUGUUGCAGCAGACUCAGCACUUGGACAGCCAUGGAGAGCCCACCAUUACCAGCUUAUACACAAACUGGUACUUGGAGACUUUGCUGCGCCAGGUCAGCAAUGGGCACAUUGCCUACUUUCCUGCUAUGAAGGCCUUUGUGAACCUGCCCACUGAAAAUGAACUCACUUUCAACGCUGAGGAGUACUCAGAUAUCUCUGAGAUGCGUUCGCUCUCCGAGCUCCUUGGACCAUACGGUAUGAAGUUCCUCAGUGAAAGUCUCAUGUGGCACAUCUCCUCGCAGGUUGCUGAGCUGAAGAAAUUGGUGGUAGAGAACAUGGAAGUAUUGACCCAGAUGAGGACCAGCUUUGAUAAACCUGAACAUAUGGCUGCUCUCUUCAAGAAACUUACCUCUGUGGAUAGCGUCUUGAAAAGAAUGACCAUUAUCGGGGUAAUUUUGUCGUUCCGGUCUUUGGCCCAGGAAGCUCUCAGAGAUGUCUUAUCCUGUCACAUUCCUUUCCUGGUCAGUUCAGUGGAGGACUUUAAAGACCACAUUCCAAGAGAAACUGACAUGAAGGUGGCCAUGAAUGUGUACGAGCUGUCUUCUGCAGCUGGUUUGCCCUGUGAAAUUGACCCUGCCUUGGUGGUGGCUCUGUCAUCACAGAAGAGCGAGAACAUCAGUCCAGAGGAGGAGUAUAAGAUUGCCUGUUUGCUCAUGGUGUUUGUGGCUGUGUCCCUCCCCACUUUGGCAAGCAACGUGAUGUCUCAGUACAGCCCUGCUAUUGAGGGACACUGCAACAACAUCCAUUGUUUGGCAAAAGCUAUUAACCAGAUUGCUGCUGCACUGUUCACCAUCCACAAGGGAAGCAUUGAGGACCGCCUCAAGGAGUUCCUCGCGCUGGCAUCCUCAAGUCUAUUGAAGAUUGGCCAAGAGACCGACAAAAUGACGACUCGGAACAGAGAGUCUGUGUACCUGCUACUGGACAUGAUCGUGCAGGAGUCUCCUUUCCUCACCAUGGACCUGCUGGAGUCCUGCUUCCCCUACGUUCUUCUGCGGAAUGCCUACCACGCCGUCUACAAGCAGAGCAUCAGCGCCAACGCAUAG
Molecule: messenger RNA, 3387 nt
Organism: Knipowitschia caucasica
Lineage: Eukaryota; Metazoa; Chordata; Actinopteri; Gobiiformes; Gobiidae
Source: the annotation of a GenBank genome assembly